Aureobasidium melanogenum CBS 110374 is the source of this 975-nucleotide messenger RNA. Its product is annotated as porphobilinogen deaminase. Lineage: Eukaryota; Fungi; Ascomycota; Dothideomycetes; Dothideales; Saccotheciaceae. Gene Ontology annotation, molecular function: hydroxymethylbilane synthase activity. Gene Ontology annotation, biological process: heme biosynthetic process. Gene Ontology annotation, cellular component: cytoplasm. The record is from RefSeq and is a predicted model, not a curated record. Bases 1 to 975 code for a protein of 324 amino acids. The transcript is spliced from 2 exons.
AUGGCAUCCAUACAAGAACCAAAAAUCGUUAACAUCGGCACACGGCGCUCGCAAUUGGCCAUCGCCCAAGUCGACAUGAUUGUCAAACACCUCGAAACUCAUGCACCAGGCCCGUCCUACAAAUCCCAAGUGGUCAGCACAAUGGCCGACGAGAACCAAGUCAAAUCAUUCCAAGAGUUCAAUGCCAAAAGCAUCUGGACCGAGGAAUUGGAAAAACUGUUGAUGGAAAAGAAAUUGGAUGUGAUUGUUCACUGCUUGAAAGAUGUACCGACAGUCCUGCCUGACUCUUGUACUCUCGGUGUCAUUUGCGAACGCGAAGACCCUCGCGACGUAAUGGUCAUCAAGCAAGACUCAACCUACAAGACUUUACAAUCGCUUCCUUCUGGCUCUAUCGUUGGCACCUCUUCGGUGCGCAGAAAAGCCCAGAUCAUGAGACACUAUCCGCAUUUGAUCUGUGAGGAUGUCAGAGGCAACCUCAAUACCAGAUUAAGGAAAUUAGAUGCUGAAGAUAGUCCUUAUGCGUGUUUGAUCCUUGCUGCUGCGGGGUUGAAGAGGAUUGAUCUUGGAUAUCGGAUCACGCAGUAUUUGGGUCCUGAGGAUGGGAUGUUGUAUGCGCCUGGGCAAGGUGCGUUGGCAUUGGAGGUUAGAGAGGGUGAUGAGCAGACUAUGGCAUUGUUAAGCUCGUUGUCUCAUCAGACAACGACAUUGGCGUGUCUUGCGGAGAAGAGUCUUCUAAGGACGUUGGAGGGUGGAUGCAGCGCACCCGUGGGUGUGCACACCGACUGGGAAGGCGAUGUGUUGGUCUUGCAUUCUACCGUGACCAGUCUCGACGGUAAGCAGAUGGUAGAGAUGAACAUGAAGCGUGUGGUCAAGACCAUAGCUGAAGCAGAAGCUCUUGGAAAAGAGUUGGCGGAUAACAUGAUAGCGCAGGGCGCAAACACGAUUCUGGAAGAAAUCAGAGCUGGCCUCAGAUAA